Molecule: messenger RNA, 846 nt
Organism: Musca vetustissima
Lineage: Eukaryota; Metazoa; Arthropoda; Insecta; Diptera; Muscidae
Exons: 3
Coding region: 1-840 (279 amino acids)
Source: RefSeq, a predicted model, not a curated record
AUGGAAGAGACUCUUAGCAACGAAACAAUUGAAAGCAAUGACAAUGAUGAUCUGCUGGCAAAAGAGAAAAUAAAUCAAAGACGUGAAGCACGUAGACGUAAAAUUUUGGAGAAUGCCAAAAAUCGUUUGGAAAGGUUGAAUGGUCGGACCAGUGUUGCUGCUAGUGGUGGUGGUGGUCACAGUGACGAAGCGCCUCUCACCACUGAAAGGCGACAAAUUAAAAUUGAAUAUGAACAAAUGAAUGGUCCAACAACAAUGACAACAGCAGUAGAAUCUGCUGAAUUUUCCGAUCCUGAAGUAGAACCAGACAUUUUACCUCAACAAAUGAGACAAUUUAUGCGUGAUAGUGCCGGUGGUCCUCCUGGCAUUGGUACAUUACCCUUUAAUAGCUUUGAUGCCGGAACAUUUCUACAAGAUGAAACACCUACCAAUGAACUGAAUGACCUCUUGAAUAUGUUCCAAAAUGUACCGACUGUCAAGGAACGUCAUGUAUUGGUUAAGGCCCGUAUCCAUCUGAUAAUCUCCGCAUUAUUGUCGUCAAUGUUUGUAAUAAUAUGGCCAGAAAUCGGCUAUAGCAUUUUCAUCUUACCCGGUUUGUGUGUCAUUACCGAUUUACUAUUUUUCCGUGAACAAAAACCCCUACAUCCAAUUUUGAAUAUGAUUUUUAUGCUAUUCAGCAAUCAUUUACCGCCUCAGGCCCAAAAGUGCUUACACAUAUUUACAAUUGUCCAGAGUAUAAUUGUCGAUUUGGGUGUAUUUGUAUUUAGUUUCUGUACGCUAUGCUAUUUGAUAUCGUUAUGCACGAAUAAUCAGAUUACCGGUCUUAUGGUAAUUAAAUAAGGUUAU